AUGGAGAAAAACCAAAGAUGUAGCAACAAAGACACAAACACAAACAGCAUUGGCUUUUGCCUUCUUCCUUCUGAGCUCAUACAAAACAUUUUACUUCAUCUUUGUAUACCUGAGAUCAUCCGAAUGAAACUACUCAAUAAGUUUGUUCUAACCACAAUCUCUGACCAAAGUUUCAUCCAACAACUCAACGGUGGAUCACAUAGAGACACGUGGAUCUUCGUCUACACGAGGCGAUGGCGUCGGGAUAACGGUGUGCUCCACGGGUUCUCGGACCGAUCUGUACGGUGGUUCAAGAUUCCGGUGGCUGAAAUUAUGACCGGAGAGGUUUUUCCCGGGGAAGAUUUGUAUCUACUAACAGCUAGUGGUAAUUUUCUUCUUUUUGCCUCUAAUACUCAUAGUGGAAUCAUAGCCGUUGAUUUGGUGGGCAAGAAAGUCACAAGAAUCGGAUCGUGUCCGUUAGGUCCACGUGGAACUUCAUCUUGGAGACGGUCCGGUAUGAAACUUGUACCCGAUCCAUCAUGCUCUGGCCAUUUCCGGUUUAUGUUCGCUGAGAUGGUCAAUAACCGACCGGUUCUGUUUACCUAUCGUUCAAAUACAACCACGUGGCAAACCAAAGAAGCAGAGGAUACAACAAAUUGGGAUUUCAAGAAAAAGAGUAACGUUUUCUUAAGCUUAUCAAAUCGACCUCACGAGAGUAUUGUGAUGAGCGUGGACGAUGAAUCGAUGAUCAAUCGGUUUCCCGCGAUUUUGCGGCCGAGAAUGAACCACGACGCGAUCAGAGAAUGCCCGUCAAGCGUCGGAUUCAGCAGGAACGAUCUCGACAGUCAAUUGUUACAUAUACAUGGAGAUGAAUACAAAGUGGUUAUUAGAUUAGACAAAAUAGAUACAUCAAAGAUGAAGAAAGUUAUGAAGAGUUUAGAAGUUUGGGAAAUAAGUUCAGAUGGUGAGAAGUGGGAGUUAGUGUCAAGAGCUCCAAGUGAAGUGAUAAGCAACAAGCCUUGUGGUGUGAUGAUGGGAUGCUUAGAGAGGAGAUUAAGUGUGAUUAGAGUGGCUCUAAUGACUAAUCAUGAAGGUUUAUGGAAUAUUAUAUGGUUGGAUUAUGAUAAGGAGAAGGAUAAGUGGGAGUGGGUCCCAUUACCUGAUUGUAGAUUCUUGCAAGGAUCAAACAUGGCCGGGAUUAGCUUCUCUUCUGGCCUAACCUUCUCUUUGUAA
This is a messenger RNA of Arabis nemorensis, 1212 nucleotides long. Lineage: Eukaryota; Viridiplantae; Streptophyta; Magnoliopsida; Brassicales; Brassicaceae. The record is from the annotation of a GenBank genome assembly.